GCCAUUGAUCGGUACCUUCCCGCCACUAUAUACUGGUUUUUUCGAGUAAGUUACCCUUUGAACUCUCUCACCUGGAUCAUUAUUCAUGAAUCGUCGCGGUAGGAAAGUUUCGUGCCGCAUAUAACUGGUCGUCGUCCUCAAUCCAAGAUUAGUUUCCUUGAAAAGCUUUCGUCGCUUGAUAAACAAUCUUAGCCGUAGAAAUUCGUCGCCACGAAAGAAGAAUUGUCACUACGAAAGGAGAAUCGACGCCUCGAAAAUCGAUUCGUCGCUCAGAAAACGAUUCGUCGCCACGAUUACUGAGGUUUACGGGGAAAAAUCGUUUUGACGCGCCAUAGUCUCGUGGUGGUGCACGCCGCGCGCGCACGCGACGACGAGACUACGCGCGCGCAUUCAUGACACCACACCCCCGCGCGCGCGCGUGAUGCUGUAUUAUAAUUAUGGCGGGGGGGGGGGGGGGGGGGGGGGUCUAGUAUAUAUACCCGCGCCUAGCUGCCGCGCCUAUAGUCUCGUAUAUAUACCCAGCCGCCCUCAGGAUAUAAACGGCCGGACCAGGGGACACCCAGGAUCGAGACACCAAGAUACAUCAGUAUUCUCAAGAUUUAUCAACAGCCAAAGAUUAGCUCAGUUCAUGCCAUGAUCAUGGCUGCAUGUGGAGGUGAAAUUCUGGUGUUGCUUCUACUAAUUCCAGCCCAGUGUUUUGCACAAGAGAUUCUCCAUGCUCCCGAGAGUACAACAGUCUUUCUAAACAAACCGGCAGUUUUUACAUGUGAGACAGGAGGUGGCGACACUUUGUGGCUAGUCAAUGGAACACAGCUGGGGCUCCUGCCUGACAUACGUAGUGACCUGGUUCUCUCAGAAGAGAUUACUACUCCUGAAGGGAGUUCAGUGCAGAAUCUGACCAUCCCAGCCAGACCCCAGUACAAUGGAACUAGAGUUCAGUGUGCUUCAGUGAUAUUUCGUGGCCCUGUAGUGGAGAGUGACAAUGCCACAUUGACAAUUCAAGGUCCACCACUGUCAGCAGUAGGUGAUUUGAAAGUUGAUGCUAAAAAAGCCAGCUCAGUGACCAUCUCGUGGAGUGCUCCAUUCUCUCUGGAUGUGACUGGUGUUGAUCCUGAUAUCUGGUACUCUGUCCUCAUCUACAAUGUGACAGAUGAGAACAACCCAACAGCCAUCCCCUCUGCCAAUGUUACUAACACAAGUUAUACCUUCACUCCUGGCUCUGCCACUCCCUGUCAGAAGUUUCUCUUCUCUGUCAUCCCGUUCAAUGGAGCUGGCCAGGGAGAGAGCAGUCCCAAUGUCACUGGAUAUGUUAUCAACUCUUCAGCACUUAUAACGACUCAGAUGCAAGCUAUCUCUAGGGAGAAGACCAAUGUUACCUUUAUGGCAAGGAGUAAUCCCACCAGUGAAAUUUGUAGUAGCUGGAGAGUCACUCCUGAUGUAAUGGAUGAUCUUGUCCUUGAAAAGCCACCAUCACCAGAAGGACCGAAUGUCACCUACCAACUCCGUGCUGACAAGAGAUAUUCAUUCCUGGUGUCCCUUCCUAUUAUCACUAGUGGAGAAACCCCCCCACGGAUCAAUUUCACUACAUAUGAUGUCCAGAGUGCUGCUGCUGACACCACCAAGGGUACCAAUAAUGAGAUAAAGUUGAAUGGAGAGUUCAUUAAAGACACGACGGCUCUGGGGUGUUUCGUAGUUUUACAAUGUGAAUAUGGAAAUCCUGAUGUGUUCAUAGCCCUACUACUGCCUGAUGACUCCAGCACUUAUGUACAGAGUACUAUUCAUGACAUUUUAUCUUCAACGUACCACAUGUUCGUCUAUGACCUUGAGGAAGAUGGACUGCCUAACAGCCAUCCUGCUGUUGAACAGAACACUACUGUCACUGUUGUGGGGAACGGUCCCAUCGCUGAUGCAGAAUCUGAAUUUAUAAACAAUGCCAGUUUGUACUGGAAUGGGUCAGCAGUGAAUGUCAGGUGUGAGUUCAAAGAAGGUAUAGAGGGAGCCUCAUGUGUCCUGGUCUAUCGAGAGUAUGGUAACAAGACACUAGUGGUGGAGGAAUAUACUCAGAACACUGUCUUCCCUGUGACUCUGACUGUUGGUGGAGAUCUGGAGAAAUACACAUUGGCUAUAUUUGGAAAAGAUGGUUCCAUGGUCGAUCAAAGACCAAUUAUUGCAGGAAGAGUGGAUGUUACUGAGACAACUACACCAACUAUUACUGUAUCGGCAUCCUCUGAUGGAAGCACAUCACCAAUUGCUAUUGGAGUGUCAGCUACUGUAUCGUUUAUCAUAGUUACUCUUGUCAUCUUGGCUGUAGUUGUGCUGAUUUUGUGGAGGAAGUCACACAAAGGUGGUUACAGCUCCUCUGAUGUAGUUCCAAGUUACUUUUGUUCUCCUUCCCCGAGUGAAUGCAGUAAUGCUAGUGUAGCCAGCGGUUCUCAACUGAUAUCAGAUGAUGGUGGCACCAAACCUAAAAAGGAUGAACAUGCUGAAGGAGAAGCCAAACCUCCAUUUAGUGGGAAGACCUCGUACCAAAGACAGGACAGUGGCGUAAGUGUGAGCACUCCUCCAGUGAUGUCCAAACAAAAGGGGAUGUACACGGAUGUGAAACCCUCAACAUCAGGGGUGCAACCCCCUAUCCCAGAGGACACCAGAGUCCAGUACCAGGAGAUUGACACUAGAACUACUCAUAAAAUGGCCCGUUCUGCCUAUGCUGACUUGGGACCUCUUCCUACCAACAGGCCAAAAACCCCCAAGAUUGAGACCAAGACACAGGGCCCCUAUGUUGAUGUUCUACCUAUUGCCGCUACUCCUGUGACUGGCAAUGGCAAUAGAGACAAGAAGAAUGCAGACAAGGCAACACCCAAAGGACCCCCCACAGUGGAGUCAAUGAUGUCACUGUUGUGGGGUGUGGCAGGUCGUUGGAAGGAGAUAGCAGAGGGUAUGGAGUUUGAUGAGGAUCUGAUUGAUGAGAUAGACACCAACAACGACAUGGAUGAGGGCUGUCUGCGGGUGUGUGUGGAGAUGUGGGUUUUCAAACUACAGCCAUCCUGGGAGAAACUAUCUCGUGCACUGAGAGAUCUUGGGGAAGAGGAACUGGCCCGUCAGGCCGGGAAUAAAGAGCCACAAGAGCAGUGGCAGGUACCGAGUAGGCAGACCAGUGACUCAAGCUCAAGUGGAAUCGUUGCUGAUGCCUCAUCUCAGUCCACUGACUUCAGUGGUGAGGUGGUACUGAGAGUGAGAAGACGCAGGCGCAGCUCGUGACUGAUGGCAACAAUGAAGAUGGAAGCAGGGGAGGCAAGAAAAUGAUGCCGAAUAAUUGUUCAAGUGGCGAGCAAGAUGCCAGAUCUGCAUUUUUGGCUUACCCUGCUCUCCACGAGGAGGCUCCAACUGUCAGUGGGAGCAGUGAGGAGGAUGAGGAUAUCAUGUGUGAUGUUGGGACUAACGCCACUGUCGGAAUCAGAGCAGCGUGGAGAAAGUGACCAUUGUGAGUGGCACUUAUCUCUUCGACUUUCCCUACAAACCUUCUCUUGAAG
Molecule: messenger RNA, 3530 nt
Organism: Geodia barretti
Lineage: Eukaryota; Metazoa; Porifera; Demospongiae; Tetractinellida; Geodiidae
Source: the annotation of a GenBank genome assembly